UCACUUGUAAUCUCUAGCGCCGCCAAUCCCUCUCCUCCCUCCCCAUAGAAGUUUCCCCCUGUCACCGGAUGGGCAGGCGCUCAGUGAUCUCUUGAACUCUGAACCCGGAAGAAACAACAUUGUGCGUGUGCGUGUGUGUGUGUGUGUGUGUUUGUGUGUGUGUGAGAGAGAAAGAGGGAGAGAGAGAGCUAGUAUUGACCAUGUCUGUAGCUCCUAGCAGCUACCCAUCUCUCUGUUCUUCCCCACCAUUUUCAAGAGCUUAUGCAACAACCAGCCAAAACCUAUCUCUUUUCUCUCACGUCAAGCGAUCUGUAACCCAGAAGCAUCCAUUUGUGAGCACUUCUGUCUGUUUCUGCGAUACUCAUUUGGCAAAAGCCCCUAUUUUUGUCGUCAAAGCAUCGGAAACUGAGGCUCAGACAUCGAAAUCAGAGAGCGUAGGCAAAAAGGAAGACGACGAAUAUGAAGAGUAUGAGGUAGAAUUGGUGCAACCAUAUGGACUGAAGUUUGCUAAGGGCAGAGAUGGUGGGACUUACAUUGAUGCCAUUGCAACGGGAGGAUCAGCUGAUAAGUCUGGGAUGUUCGCAGUUGGGGAUAAAGUACUUGCCACUAGUGCUGUAUUUGGAAACGAAAUAUGGCCUGCAGCUGAAUAUGGAAGAACAAUGUACACCAUCCGCCAGAGAGUUGGCCCAUUGCUCAUGAAAAUGCAGAAAAGAUACGGAAAGGUUGAUUAUACAGGUGAACUAACAGAAAAGGAAAUUAUCCGAGAAGAGAGAAAUUCUGGUGUAAUCAGUAACAGAGUGAGAGAAAUCCAAAUGCAAAAUUAUCUAAGGAAAAAGGAACAGAAAGAAUGCAGAGAGAACGACCUCCGUUCCGGAUUACUACUUUACAAGAGUGCGAAAUUUGAACAAGCAAUGGAGAAAUUUGAGUUAGUCUUGGGGUCACAGCCAGAUCCAAAUGAAGCUUCAGUAGCAAGUUACAAUGUUGCAUGCUGUUAUUCCAAGCUUAAUCAGAUACAAGCGGGACUCUCUGCCCUUGAAGAUGCUUUGAAAGCAGGAUUCGAAGAUUUUAAGAGAAUCCGGACAGACCCUGACCUUUCGAAUAUAAGGACAUCGGAGGAAUUCGAGCCCCUUCUGAAAAAGUUUGAUGAAUCAUUCAUCAAUGAAAAUGCCAUCAAUGCCAUGAAAUCAUUGUUUGGCAUAUUCAACAAGAAAUAGAAGCCAUCAAAACGUUUCACAAACUCAAAUGUGCAGACCGACAGCUCUAUGUAUUACUGGGUUUAGUUUAUAGCAUUUGCUCAGGUCGACUUAAAAAGUAUUUUGGUUAGUGAUUGUUCAAUUUUUUCACCAAUGAGAGCUCAACAUGUGUAACUAUGUGGACAGAAAGACUCAAAGGAAAAAUUGAUUUUUUUUUUUUUUUUCGUUUUGCUAUCUUGAUUUCGUUCUUUUUCAGUUUAAGAAAAAAACCUGGAUCUGUUCUUGCCACUCCGGGGCUCCCUUGCAAGUUUCUGUGACAAGAAAAGGUCGAGCUUAUCAUUCCCCGAAUAUAGCGGGUAAGAUUGGACUGUGGUACCAAAGAAUUACUU
This is a messenger RNA of Ilex paraguariensis (yerba mate), 1582 nucleotides long. NCBI's taxonomy places the organism in Eukaryota, Viridiplantae, Streptophyta, Magnoliopsida, Aquifoliales, Aquifoliaceae. The record is from the annotation of a GenBank genome assembly.